GUUAUGAAGUUGAUACAGGGAAAGAAGCCCUCGCUGGCAGCGUUGUUGCUCUUGGCUGCUACCCUCUGUGCCAGCCGCAGGAGUGGUCCGGGCAGCAGCCUGGCCUGUCACCCUGUUAAUGCCACCAUUGCAGCCGAGAAGGAGGACUGCCCUGUCUGCAUGCCAAUCACCACCUCCAUCUGCAGUGGCUACUGUGAGACCUCGGAGAAGGUGUUAAAGACGCCGUUCUCAGCAUUCGACCAAAGAGUCUGCACCUACAGAGAGGUCCGCUAUGAGACUGUGCUCCUGCGCGGAUGCCCCUCAGCUGUGGACCCCUCCUUCACCUACCCUGUGGCCAUCAGUUGUCACUGCGAUCUCUGCAAGAUGGACUCCAGCGACUGCACUGUCCAGAGUGUUGGACCCAACACCUGCAGCAACCAACGCAUCUUUGUCUAUUGA
Molecule: messenger RNA, 438 nt
Organism: Hemicordylus capensis (graceful crag lizard)
Lineage: Eukaryota; Metazoa; Chordata; Lepidosauria; Squamata; Cordylidae
Product: lutropin subunit beta-like
Exons: 3
Coding region: 4-438 (144 amino acids)
Biological process (GO): G protein-coupled receptor signaling pathway
Cellular component (GO): extracellular region; cytoplasm
Molecular function (GO): hormone activity
Source: RefSeq, a predicted model, not a curated record